This is a messenger RNA of Parnassius apollo (apollo), 960 nucleotides long. The record is from the annotation of a GenBank genome assembly. Lineage: Eukaryota; Metazoa; Arthropoda; Insecta; Lepidoptera; Papilionidae.
AUGUCUGAUAGCUCAAAUAAAACGAAACAAGAACUCCUAAAGCGACUUAUAGAGGACGAAGGAGAGGAUGAUGAAAUAAUGUUGUUCUUACUCUCAUCAAAUAGAAAUAAAAUAAAUUUAUUAUAUACAUCAAGAUAUGAGGAAGGCAGCUAUCAACCAAACCAAACCAAAGCUAUCAGCUGCCGGCGUCGUGCGCCCACCACGCCCCCGGCCGCGCCGCACUGUCGCGUGCUUCGGAAAGCUGGCUCCCGCUAUGAACAGGACAAUGAUCUUGGCGCUACCCACUUCAUACGGGCAAUGUCGGCGUCAUCGGGAUGCGCGUACAGUGGUUUCGGCAAGAUGAGACUGUUGCAUCAGCGCGGCGCCUUCCUGACCUGCACCUCAGAUCGUCAGAGCGUUGCAUUCACUUUGCGCUGCACGCUGGACGACUUCCCAGAGUUAAAACACUAUCUGCUGGACACAGCAGUCAGAUGCUGCUUCUACGAAUGGGAAGUCACCGACAUUAAACCUUUUAUAAAAGACAAUCUCUUGAGGAUCAAUCCUGAACAGCGUGUUAUGGACCUCCUCCAGAGAGCUUUCUGGGCUGGUCCACUUGGCAACUCGGUGUUUUGUGAAGAGUCCAGGGUUGAUGGCAUGCUGGGGAUCUACUUAAAGGAUUUUGUGAAGAACUUUAGAAGCGAUAGCUGUUCUGUUACGAGCGUGGGAUUGCCCUAUGAAGAGACUUUGAAAUUGGCGGAGAAGAUCGAAUUUAGCCAAGAUAAAUCUUGCGCUCGUGAAAUCGUUGCUUCAUUUCCACGCGCCGGCUUUGAAUAUUAUGACCUAGGGCGUGACAGUGACGUCUGGAUUGCUGUGGCGGUACCGGGCUGCGGGGCGAGUGAUAUCCGGUAUAUUAGCAAAAACACGCGCCUGUUCCGCUGGACAGGUGGCGUGUUUGGCUGCCAAGUUCCUGUCAAAUGUUGA